AGACCUUCCACCAUCACCAUGGCCAUGUCAGGAAUGUGCUUUCGCCUCAUGUUGGCAUUCUUGGUGUGUUGUGCUUUCACUGGUGGAGGUCUUGCGCUCUUGGAGGUGUUUCCUGUGGCGACACCAGCUGUGCUAAUCGCAUCUAAUGCGUUGGUGGGGCUGGUUUGCUUCUUGGUCUUCUUCCCCAGGAAGACUCCUUCAUCCAAGUCACCCGAGCCUCACCUUCACUGGGAUCCUGAAAUUCCUCGACGUGGCAUGGGAGAUCUCAUUCGCAGUGUGAACCACAUUGCCAUCAUUGUCUCGGAUGUUGGACGUUCCUUGGCCUUCUACACCGAGAUCAUCGGGUUCCAGCAAAUCCAGCGGCCCAACUUUGAUCGGCACGGUGCCUGGCUUACCAUGGGAAAUUUGGAGCUGCACUUGAUCAAGGGAGUUCCCAAUGCCCCUUCUGGUCGAGAUUUGAUCGUCUCGCACAUUGCCCUCGACACAGACGAGCCUCACAAGGUCUUGGAAAAGCUGCUGGAAUAUGAGGUGCCAUUUCGGCAGAACAUUUCAGUGCCUGAUCCCAACAAGGCUCGAGAGAACUUGGUUGAAGCAUUCGAGAACAGCGAAGGGAAGAUCACGCAGUAUUUUGUUCGUGACCCUGAUGGCUACUACUUGGAGCUUUGCAACUGCGACAUCCUCACAGCCUUCUGCUUGUUCAAGGAGAAUGAGGCCAAGGAGAAGAAGGCGGGCUACGUCCCAAAGUACAUGAAGCUGAUGGAUGCCAUGCUGAGCACUUACAAUGAGUCGGGGCAGGUGAAGGCUUCUCCAUUCCGCUUUCCCCAGCUCUUGAAGACAACGGUCAUUGUUCAUCGCCUUGUUCGCAAGGCUCGGGCUGAGUUGAAGAAAAGCUUUCAGGAGCGCGUGGAGCAAGCGCUCGAGGGAGUGGAAGAAGCAGCAGAGCCAGACAGCCUGCUGCUCGCAAAGUUCAUUGGGCGCCAGAAGACUUACUGCGACGUUUGCCAAGGAUUCUCGGAAGAGGACUUGGCAUCGGCCCUUUGCAAGAGCGGGAACUAUGCACCAACAGCUUUGCUGCUGCUGGCAGCAUGCCGAGAGGAUGUGAGAGUCUUCUUGCCACCCCAGUACCUCUUGAGUGAGGGCGGAAGGAUCAAGCAGCAAGUCAUGGCAGUGUCGGCACCCAAGAGCCACAAGAACAAGAGGUUCGGUUCGUUUAGCAUGUUUGCUUCCAAACCUUUCGAUGAUACAGUCUCUAGGACCACGCAAUCUCGUGUGUCCAUUGGACCAAGCUUUCUGAGCCGCAUUUCCCGGGUUUCAACCCAUUCCAAUGAAGCGAAGCCCAAAGAUCAUCGCCAGAGCGGCAAAAUGUUGGCUUUGACCUUCGAAGACGAUUCAAAGAUGCAGACAUACCUUCAGAAGAGCUUCAGCUUUGCCCGUCGACAAGUUCAAGUUUCGGAAAUGGAAGAGAUUUGCGUGUGAAUCGACCAGCUUUUGUUUCUGGCGAUCGCCCAGGUUAAUGUACAUCAGGCUACAUCGGGAAGAGCCAACUUUUUAAAUCUCUUUCCCACACAAUCCGAGCUUUGCAUUCAGCUUUUUUCCCUGCAAGCUGAUUGCCCGUUCGGCUUCUUUUCGCGCAGCAAGGGCUGCGUUCUUUUCUUCCAAUGCACCGGUUUUUACAAAACCGAUACCUUUGUUUGUUUGCGAAAGAAA
This is a messenger RNA of Durusdinium trenchii, 1707 nucleotides long. The record is from the annotation of a GenBank genome assembly. Lineage: Eukaryota; Dinophyceae; Suessiales; Symbiodiniaceae.